Messenger RNA from Rangifer tarandus platyrhynchus (Svalbard reindeer), 2163 nucleotides. NCBI's taxonomy places the organism in Eukaryota, Metazoa, Chordata, Mammalia, Artiodactyla, Cervidae. The record is from the annotation of a GenBank genome assembly.
AUGCGGCGCGGCGCGAGCACCCCCUUCUUAAGCACGCGGGUCCCCGCCACCCGCGGCGCGAGCCUCCCUUCUUUCGCACAUGGGGACCCCUGGCACGCGCGGCGCGAGCCCCUGCUACCUGGGUACGUGGAAAGAGUCCCCACAUUUUGCGCGCGCGAGACCGCGCGCGCAGCGCAGAGCGAGCCCCUCCUCCGGGGCACGCGGCGCGGCUCGAGUUCCCCUUCCGGUGCGCUGGAGGCCCCACUUCUUGCGUGCGCGGCAGAAGACCCCCACUUCCGGCGCACGCGGCGCGGCGCGAGGCCCCGGUUCCUGCGCCCGCGGGGUCAUCCCUACCCCGGCACGCACGGCGCGAGCCCGUCCUUUCUGCCCACGCGGCGCGGCGCGAGCCCCCCCUUCUUAAGCGCGCGGGUUCCCGCCACCCGCGACGCGAGCCCCCCUUCCUUUGCACGCGGUGACCCCCGGCACGCGUGGCAUGAGCCCCUGCUUCCUGGCGCGCGCGGGGCCAGCCGACCCAGCGGCACGCGCGACCCCAUUCCUGCCCACGCGGGGCAAGCAUCCCCUUUCCUGCGCGCGCAGCGUGGCUUGAGCAUCCUCGUUACUGCAUGCGCGGGCCAGCCCUCUCCCCGGCACGCGCGGCGUGAGGCCCCCCUCUUCUGGCCCACGCGGCGCGGCGCGGCGCGAGCCCUCCCUUCUUGCGCGCCCGGGGUCUCCCGCCACCCACGGCGCGAGCCCCCCUUUCUGGGCGCCUGGUGCGACCCACCCCUUCUUGAGCGCGCGGGGAUCCGCGGCACGCGCGGCGCGAGCCUCCACUUCCUGCCCGCGCGCUGUGGCGCGAGCCCUCCAGCUCCUGCGCGCGCGGGGUCAGCCCUCCCCCCGGGCACGCGCGACGCGACUCCCCUCCCCUUCUUGCCCACGCGGCGCGGCGCGAGCCACCCCCUUCUUGCGCGACCUGGGGUCCCCUUCCACCUGGGGCACGAGCCCCACUUUCUGCGCGCGCUGGGCCAGCCCUCCACACGGCGCGAGCCCCUCCUUUCGUGCACGCGCGGCGCGGCGCGGCGCGCACCGGGCCAGCCUUCCCAUCGGCGAGCGCGGCGCGAGACACCCCCCCCCCACUCCUGCGCACGCGGCGCCGCGCCAGCCCUCAUUUCCUGCGCGCGUGGUGCUGCACAAGCCCCCCCGGUUGCUGCGCGCGCGGCUCCAGCACCCCCUUUCCUGGGCACGCCGGCCAGCCAUACCCCCGGCACGCGCGGCGCCAGCCCCUCUUCCUGCCCGCAAGGCGCAGCGCGAGACACCGCUUCCUGGGGGCGUGGCGCGAGCCGCUCCCUUCUUGCGCGGGCGGGGCCCCCCCAGGACUGGUGCCCUUCCCCGCACUGGCAGGGUUCCCCAGUUGAGGGCUGUGUUUCCUCAACUCCCAAGAAGGGGGUCCCCACCCACGGGCCGUGUGUCCUCAACCGCGUAAGGAGAGGUCCCCACUCGCCGGCCGCGGGCCUCAACGGGGCAGGCAGGGGUCCCGACCCGUGGUGCGCACGCCCAGGAAAACACAGAGACGGGUCCCAACUCGCGGGCCUGGCAUCCUCACCGGGAUACACAGGGGGCCGCACCCGCGUGCCGUGCGCCCUUAACUGCGCACGCAGUGUUCCCCACUACUGGACUGUUCGCCCUCAACCGCACACUGAGGGGUCUGCACCUGCGAGCCGACCACCCUUAACCGCGCACAGAGGCGUCCCCACGCUCGGGCAGCGCGCCCUUACGCACACGGAGGGCUUCUCAGCGGCGGGCCGUGGGCCUUCCACCGCUCACGCAGUGGUCCCCACUCGCAGGCCGCGCGCCCUCGAGCACACACAGAGGGCUCCCAAUGCCCGGGCCACGCACCAUCAACCGCGCUCAAAUAGGUCCUCAAGGCUGUGCGCGCUUCCUCAACUGCACACCAAGGAUGCCCCACCUGUGGGCUCUGCGCCCUCAACCGCGCACGGAGUGGUCCUCACCACAAGGCUGUGCGCCCUCCACGCCCAGGAAGGGCGUCCCCACUCGCCGGCCAUGGGCCCUCAACUGCGCACGGAAGGGGUCCCCACUCGCGGGCAGCGCGCCCUCAACUGGGCACGGAGGUACCCGAUCCCUGAAAAAUGCAGGGAUGGGUCCCUACUGGUCGGUCUGACGCCCUAA